CUGUAAAUGCCACCCACUCGGCUCUUUGGAGAACAAGUGUCAUCCCAAGACUGGCCAGUGCCCCUGCCGGCCCGGCGUCACAGGCCGAUCCUGUGAUAGAUGCCAGCUGGGUUUCUUCGGCUUCUCCGUCAAGGGCUGCCGAGACUGUAGGUGCUCUCCACUGGGAGCUGUCUCAUCUCAGUGCCGUGAGAACAGCACAUGUGUGUGCCGGCCCGGCUUCACGGGUUACAAGUGUGACCACUGCCAGGACAACUUCUUCCUCGCGGAAGGCGAUACAGGGUGCCGGGAGUGUCCCGCCUGCUAUGCUCUGGUGAAGGAGGGGGCCACCAAGCUGAAGGCCAGGCUGACGCUGAUGGAAGGGUGGUUGCAGGGGUCCGGAUGUGGCAGCCCCUGGAGACCACUAGACCUUCUGCAGGGAGAAGCCCCUCGGGGGGAUGUCUACCAAGGUCACCACCUACUUCAAGAGACCCGGGAAGCCUUCCUGGAGCAGCUGGUGGGCCUGGAAGGUUCCAUGAAGGCCACGUGGGAGCAGCUGCAGGUGCUGAGAGGGAGUGCCCGCUGUGCCCAGGCUGGGGCUCAGAAGACCUGUGUCCAGCUCACGGAGCUGGGGGAGACACUGCAGUCCUCAGAGGAGGAGGUCCUGCGAGCAGCCUCAGCUCUUUCAUUUCUGGUGAGACUUCCGGAAGGAUCCAGCCCACCCACCAAUUGGAGCCAUCUGGCAUCAGAGGCCCAUGUCCUUGCCAGGAGCCACAGGGACACAGCCACCAAGAUCGAAGCCGCAGCACGAAGGGCUCUGCUUGCCUCCAACACCAGCCACGAGCGCCUGUGGGAUCUGCUGAGAGGGAGGGAGGCCCUGGCGGCCCAGCAGGAACUGGAGGACAGGUACCAGGAGGUGCAGGCAGCGCAGACUACCCUGGGCACAGCUGUGGCAGAGGUGCUGCCCAAAGCUGAGAGGGCGCUGACCACUGUAAAGCAAGUCAUUGGUGAUGCUGCCCCACGUCUGUUGUCGCUGGGCACCCCUGGAGCAAUGCCUCAGAACUCCCAAGCCAGAAAUCUGGACAGGAAAGUGAAGGCCCUGGAGCAGAGGCUGGCUCGGAAGGAGCGCCAGGCAGUCCAGGCUGUAGGAGCCCUGCAGGUGGAGGCUGGGGCAGCCCUGAAGAAGAUGGAGCCCUUCACGCAGCUACGCAACAAGACCGAAGCUUCCCUGACACAAGCUUUGUCAGCUGUCCAAGCUGCCACGCUGACCGUCGUAGGAGCCAAGACUCUGCUCGCUGACCUCGAGGGAAUGAAGCAGAGGUUUCCCCUGCCCAAGGAGCAGGCAGUGCUGAGAAGGAGAACAGGCAGCAUCAGGGCCAGGUUCCUGGAGGACUCGAAGAGGAAGACCAGGCAGGCAGAGAGGAUGCUGGGAAAUGCUGCAGCUCUCUCCUCCAGCGCCAAGAAGAAAAGCAAAGAAGCAGAACUGAUGUCCAAGGACAACGUCAAGUUGGCCAGAGCUUUGCUGAGGGAGGGGAAGCAGAGCCACCGUCGUGCCAGGGGACUCGCCAGCCAGACCCAGGCCACACUCCGCCAGGUUUCUCGGCUACUAUUAACCUCAGAAGCUCGCAAACAGGACCUGGAGGAGGCUAAGCAGGUGGCCUCUGGGCUGAGCAUGAUGGAGCGCCAGAUUCAAGACUCUCGAGGGUCUUUGGUGAAGGACAUCAAGGUCCUGUCAGAGCUGCUCACCAAGCUGGGGUCCCUGGAUACCCACCAGGCUCCUUCUCAGAUCCUGAACGAGACCCAAAGGGCACUAGAAAGCCUGAGGCUGCAACUGGGUUCACAUGGAACCCUGCAUCGCAAGCUGAGGCAGUUGGAGCAAGAGUCUGCACGGCAGGAGCUGCAGAUCCAGAGCUUUGAGAACGACCUUGCUGAGAUCCGCGCUGACAAGCACAACUUGGAGACCAUUCUGAGCAGCCUGCCAGAGCAGUGUGCCAGCUAGCCCCUGGCAUGCCCUCCCCACCUUGCUGUCUCCUGCCCGCUCCCCAUAGGUGUCCCAGGUCUGCCUGCUGUGAGCUCAUGUGAACGGCCACACUCGCUUACUGGUGUGUCCAGACCCUCUUCCGUGUGAGCAGCAGGAGUGAAUCCGUGUUCAUAACUCCACAGGUGGCACUGUGUGCAGACCUACGUGUGUGCUCCCUGGAUAUGCAUCAGCACAUGCGUCCCCAAUGUCAGUAAGAUGCUGCAUUCAUUCGUGUGUGUGUGUGUGUGUGUGUGUGUGUGUUGCACUUGUGUGUGCAGAACCAUCUGUGCAUGCAUACAUAUGACAGUACAGAGCUGUCAAGAGGCAGCCAUGAGCUUGCAUCCUGCAUGAAUCCCAUUAUGGGAAAUUCCCUGACAUAUCUACAACCCUCCCUUCAGAGAGCAGAGCUCAAACAGGGGUGGCACCUCCAAAGCUGAGAGGUUAUCCACAGAGAUCUUGAGAAGGCAAAUCCCAUGCCCGUGGUCACGGCGCUGGCCAUGGGUCUACUAUGCCCCCACAUCACCCACUGGUCACCCAGCAGCUCUAAGAACUAAGGUGCCAGGCAGAUCAAGAAAUGCCAAGACUAACAGGAUUCUCAGAAGCGACAUCCAGGGCCAUCGUGUGGCCUGAAAGGCCCACAGGGCAAGACACAGAUGUCAUGGUCUUUUGUGGACUCUUCUUCCCAUGGGUCUGGAUCUGCAGCCUACUCACUGAAGGAAGUCUCUACCCAGACCCAUGCCCCUCCAUCUCCUGAUCUACCUGAAGAACCAGGCUCUUCAGGGUCUGGGUCAUGAGUCCUCAAGUAGUCACUAGGAACAGCCCUUUGUGCUCUGCUGACCUGGUUAGCCUUUGAUUGGCACUUCUCAAACCGGUGCUGUGGCUCCACCUGCCAUGAAGGAUGCCACAGGGGUGUGGAAGCCUGGCUGUCAUUCUAGGCCUGCUGCCCAUGGCUGCCUCUGCCCAGGAAUCCAUGGCAUUUCUUCCUGAUGUCCCCCCCUCUUUUUCUGGGCCUUCUUGUAGAACACAACAGGGUCUAAGCUCUAGGGUAACAGCCGCCUUUACAAGCCCUGUCCCUUCCCCAGGUCCCAGAGGAACUGAUGGUGAUGUGGACUGAUUCUGAUUAUGAGGAAAUAAAGGACCCUUUUCUGA
Mesocricetus auratus (golden hamster) is the source of this 3145-nucleotide messenger RNA. Its product is annotated as laminin subunit gamma-3-like. The record is from RefSeq and is a predicted model, not a curated record. Lineage: Eukaryota; Metazoa; Chordata; Mammalia; Rodentia; Cricetidae.